AUGGCACCAAUUGCAACCGUCGGUUUGAAAAACACCUUGGAUGGUGUAGCAGAUUCCCUAAAGCGUCAAAAGGCAAAAUUGUCUCAAGUUUCCCCAUUGGACACUGUCCAAAACAUGAAGGACGUGUUCGAUGAGGAAGAGUUUUUCAACACAGAAGUGUAUCCUCCAAUUACACAUGAGCCGGUGAAGGAGGACUUACCCUUGGAAAAAGUCUACGGCCCGGGUAUCGAACCUCGUCCACAGUUGAUUGCUGAUGAAUCGAAGAUCACAGGUUUGGUCGAAGAAUGGUUGGACGAUUUCAACGCUUUCUUGGAAAGAAUUAACACUUCUCCAGCUGCAGUGACCCAAGAGGACUGGAACAAAUUGUUCCUGGCGCACGCUACCUGGAGAGACCAUCUUGCUAUCACCUUUGAUCUUCACAGUUUUAUUGGUUUGCACAAGAUCUCUCACGUUUUGCAACCCAAGCUAGCUAGCGCCAAACUAUCCAAUUUCAAGUUGGAUGAAAGAGCAGAUUACAGAUACACUACUGGGUGCGGCAAAGUUGUUUUGCACGAGUCCGAUGGUGUGAAACCUCCUGUUGAAUGGGUUCAGAUUUACUACGACUUUGAUAAUAAAUUGGGUUCCGGUAAAGGUGUUGCAAGAUUAGCAGCCGUUUUCGAUCCCGAAUUGGAGAAGCCAGUCUUGAAAUGCUUCACCUUCUACACCUCUUUGGAAGACUUAAAGGAUUAUCCAGAACGCAUCUUCCAAAACAGACCUGAAGGUGUGAAUCAUGGCCAACACGUUGGAAGACUCUCUUGGGCUGAAAGAAGAGCUGCUGAAUCGAGCUUUGGCGGCUCCCAUCAGCCAACGGUUUUGAUUGUUGGAGGUGGCCAAGGUGGGUUGACUGUUGCCGCCAGAUUGAAAAUGUUCGGCAUUGAGUCUCUCAUCAUUGAAAUGAAUCCAAAAAUUGGUGACAAUUGGAGGAACAGAUAUAAGUUCUUGGUUCUUCAUGAUCCGGUUUGGUACGAUCACCUUCCUUACUUGAACUUCCCACCAUCAUGGCCAAUUUUCACGCCAAAGGAUAAGAUUGGUGACUGGUUUGAAGGUUAUGCAAAGACAAUGGAUUUGAACUACAAGUGCAGCAGCAUGGUUUCUGGUGCUGAGUUUGAUGAAGCUUCUGGUAAAUGGACCGUUCAAGUUAAGGACUUCACCACUGGGGACACGAUAACUUACACACCGGAACAUUUGGUCAUGGCAACUGGUCACUCUGGUGAACCACGUAUUCCAAAAUUCGAGGGACAGGAAUUGUUUAAGGGUAAAAUUGUCCAUUCUUCUAAGCAUGGUUCAGGUGCUGAGUUCACUGGUGGUAAAGCCCUUGUCAUUGGUGGUUGUAACUCGGCUCAUGAUAUAUGUCAAGAUUUUUAUGAGCAAAACGUUGAUGUGACAAUGUUGCAGAGAUCUUCUACCUGUGUUAUUACUGUGGAGAAUGGUAUCCCCAACAACACUAGAGGGUUAUAUGACGAGUCUGGCCCAGCAACAGAAACCGCAGAUCGGAUCUUCCAUUCCAUGCCACUUUCCCUCUUGAAUGGUGUCAUGCAACAGCAGUACCGUCAAUCUUGUGACCAGGACCACGAGCUAUUGGAAUCUUUGGAAAAACGUGGAUUUAAGACUAAUGCUGGUUAUGCAGGUACAGGUUUGUUUGGUUUAUAUUUCCGUCAAGGAUCUGGUUAUUACAUUGAUGUUGGUUGUUCUAAAUUGAUCUGUGAUGGCAAAGUGAAGGUUAAGCAAGGCCAGGGUAUUAAGAGGUUCUUGCCCUCUGGUACCGGUGUCGAAUUUACCGACGGUACUACCCUUGAAGGUUUGGAUGUCGUUGUUUUGGCUACCGGCUACACAAACAUGAAGGAAACUGCCAGAAGGUUGUUUGGAGACAAGGUUGCCGACAAAUUGGAUCCAGUGUGGGGUUUGGACAAAGAGGGUGAGUUCAACACUAUGUGGAGAGACUCUGGUCACCCACACUUCUGGUACAUGGGAGGUAACUUGGCAAUCUCUAGAUACUAUUCGAAGAGACUUGCAUUAAGAAUUGUACAACAAGUUAAAAAUCUCGAUUACUGA
Kluyveromyces marxianus DMKU3-1042 is the source of this 2091-nucleotide messenger RNA. It is a transcript of the gene YUC8, whose product is annotated as flavin-containing monooxygenase. The record is from RefSeq and is a predicted model, not a curated record. Lineage: Eukaryota; Fungi; Ascomycota; Saccharomycetes; Saccharomycetales; Saccharomycetaceae. The coding region runs from base 1 to 2091 and encodes 696 amino acids. Gene Ontology annotation, molecular function: monooxygenase activity; flavin adenine dinucleotide binding. The transcript has a single exon.